AUGCCACAUAGGCCAACAAAGGAGGAGCUACUCCAGGCUGCAACGGGAUUUUGGUCUCGCCUGAAAGUCCGUUUCAAAUGGUUCUCUAUCAGGAGUGUACGACCUUGGAACGUUGAUGAUUGGAGCGCCUUCGUGUCCUGGUUUGUCCUUGGGAAUAUAGUAUGGAUCUUAGUUGGAACCACGACCUUUUUCUCACUUGUCAUCCUUUCUAUCAAUACUGUUGUUGCCCAAGAAACGUUGGCGAGAUGGGUAGGCGAUUACUUAACGCAUUCAGCUGGAAUCAAGGUUGUAUUCGAGUCUGCGAUCGUUCCGAAAUGGGGAGAUGGGGUAAUAACGUUCCAUAAUGUCUUCGUGUCGAGGAGACCAGGGCAGGGAAAGACCAAGGUCAGCAAGGGGUCUUCCAUGAGCGCCGCAGCAGCGGCCGCUGCUGAAAGACAGGCGGAACUUGAAGGGACCCGAGAAGAGGAGGAAGAAGAGGAAGAUACGAACUACACUCAAUUUGACCUGACGAUUGAUACUGUGAACGUCACACUAUCUUUCGUUAAAUGGUGGAAUGGCAAAGGGCUCCUCCGAGACGUCGAAGUCAAGGGAGUUCGGGGAGUUGUCGACAGAACUUCAGUACAUUGGGAUGAUGAAUACGUCGACCCCAAAACUUUCCGCCAUGAGCAUAACCCUGGGGAUUUUGAAAUCGAUUCCUUUAAGAUGGAGGACCUUCUGGUCACUAUACACCAGCCGAACGGAUUCCGACCUUUCUCAGUCAGCAUCUUCUCCUGUGAGCUACCUCAACUACGCAAGCAGUGGCUGUUUUACGAUUUCCUCUCUGCAAAUAACAUGUCCGGGGCCUUUGACGGAUCGCUAUUCACGAUUCACCCACGUCAAAUCCAUGGGUUUGCGGGAUCUCAAGCAUCCCACAUUAACUCUGGGACUGAUGGUGAAGCGAACCCGUGGAAAAAGCACAGUAGACUUCGCAUAGAUGGCCUGAAGAUCGAUCAUCUCAACCGAGGGGUUGAAGGGCCGUUUGGAUGGAUUCACGAAGGGAACGUCGACAUAGUCGCAGAUGUCAUGUUUCCAGCAGAAACAGACGACAGCAUCGCCAAAGUCAUGUCAGAUUUCUAUGAUCGAAUGGAGGCCACAGUGGCCUCGAAUAGAUAUUUACAUCUCCUUGAAAAUAACCCAAGGACAAAUGACCUCGAUACUCCGGAGCAAAGAGCAGCCUAUUCGGAGAAGUUGAAACGGGACGACGACAAACGCUUUCUUGUAAUGGACCUCCGAGUCCACCUUAACGAUGUAAAAGCCGCGGUCCCCCUCUUUACGCGAGAUUUGUCUUACAUUAAUUCGGCGUUGAUCCGGCCAAUUGUAGCCUAUAUCAACUCUAAAAAGACCUUCAUUCCCAUCAAUUGUCGAAUCGUGAAACGAGCGAGCGAAUUUGACGGUAGUUGGACAAUAUUCGACAGUGGUUUGAUGGAGGACCUUUCAGCUGAGACAUACGAGGCAUUUGCAAAGGACGUGGUUGACAGUCAGGCCCGGAUGCGAAGGCUUAAAAAGGUUGGGUUUUGGUCGAUUUCAUUGGCAAUUCAGGCGCUUUUUAUGGGAAUGGCAGGCAACGUUGCCUGA
Molecule: messenger RNA, 1614 nt
Organism: Amorphotheca resinae ATCC 22711
Lineage: Eukaryota; Fungi; Ascomycota; Leotiomycetes; Helotiales; Amorphothecaceae
Exons: 2
Coding region: 1-1614 (537 amino acids)
Biological process (GO): mitochondrion inheritance
Cellular component (GO): mitochondrial inner membrane
Source: RefSeq, a predicted model, not a curated record